Coffea eugenioides is the source of this 2550-nucleotide messenger RNA. Its product is annotated as serine/threonine-protein kinase-like protein CCR4. The transcript has a single exon. The record is from RefSeq and is a predicted model, not a curated record. The coding region runs from base 87 to 2405 and encodes 772 amino acids. Gene Ontology annotation, molecular function: protein serine/threonine kinase activity; ATP binding. NCBI's taxonomy places the organism in Eukaryota, Viridiplantae, Streptophyta, Magnoliopsida, Gentianales, Rubiaceae. Gene Ontology annotation, biological process: protein phosphorylation.
AACCAAAACCAAAACCAAGUCAUCAUCUUCUCUUUAGCCUUUGCUCUUCUCACCAUGAAAAAACCUUCUUCAACCAAAUCAUUUCUAUGGCCAUUUUUCACCAAACAUUCUUCACUUUAGUUCUUUGCUUUCUUUCUUCUUUGCCAUUCAUUUGUCCACUUUCCACUGUAUCAAUAUCUCAAGCUGGUAAUCAAACGCUUGUUUGUGCAUUAAUUCCUUCAUCUAAACAACAGUCACACCUUAACUGUACAAGCUUUCCUGAGGGAAUCCCAAUUCGAGUCAGCCCUUCUUUAACAUCAUUCUCUGCAAUUGUAGGUGGAAACGGUUUCCUUUGUGCUUUGAGGCCAUCUUCUUCCUCUACCUCAAUCGUGUUCUGCUGGAGAUUUUCAAGCAAUGUUACCAACAUGGCCCAUAAGAGGAUUUAUGGCGGUCCAAUUCUUGAAGAACUUGAUGCUGGGAAUUCCCACAUUUGUGGGCUUGUUAGCAGGACUAAGCGACUCGAAUGCUGGCAAUGGAAGGAGUUCAAUUCCACCCGCAACAGUUUGAUCACUUCUAGUGUUGCUGUUGCAGAAAAUUUUGUUUGUGGACUGCUGAAAUCAGGAAAAAUUCAGUGCUUAGGAAGUUUUGCUAAUGUCACUGAUCAUGUUCCUGCUGGGAUAUUUACUGUUGUUGCCGCUGGUUUUCGACAUGCCUGUGCCAUUUCUUUGACUGGUACUCUGGAAUGCUGGGGAGAUAUGGCAGGUGUGAAACCUUCAGGUCAGUUUAAAUCUCUUGCUUUGGCUGAAAAUCGCAGUUGUGCAUUGAGGAGGCCAAAUGGAACAGUGGCCUGCUGGGGAGAAAAUAAUUUUGAUCUGCCUAUUUAUUUGCAGCAGACAUCAUUUAUUUCUUUAGAAGCAAAAGGAAAUAUUUUCUGUGGUGUGGCAACAUCUAACUAUUCCUUGUUUUGUUGGGGCAAUGAUGAGAUUUUGGAUUCAAAAUCCACAGUUUUCAACAGUGUAAUUCCGGGUCCAUGUAGAAAACAGUGCCCUUGUGAGCUUUUACCUAAUUAUGGUAGCUAUUGCAGUCAAGGGCAGGUGAUUUGUCAACCCUGUUCCAUAUUUCUCUCUUCAGAUAAAAAUCCAGCACCGGAAUUGGCACCAUCAUCGCCAUCGCCCUUGUUGCCAGUACCUAGAAUGAAUACCAAAAGUAGUAGUCAAUGGAACAAGAAAUUGGUAGCUUUCUUAGUUGUAGGUUGCAUUGGUUCUUUGUCAUUUUUAAUAGUCCUCUGCUUCUUGUUUUACAAACAUUGCAAGAAUAAAGCAUCCCGGGUCCACGAUUCAGGUCCCAUGGAUGAUCCUGCCAGAGCUCCUCAGAGUAGCCAGCAACAGGCACCGCCAGCAUUGGAAAAGAAGCUAAGUCAUUUGAUUAGUUUGGGAAAUGGGAAUCGUUUGGAAGAGUUUUCUUUAGAAGUUCUGCUUAGGGCCACAAAUAAUUUCUCAGAGAAGCACAAGAUUGGGACUGGGAGCUUUGGUUCAGUCUACAUGGGAACACUAGACGAUGGCCUCGAAGUAGCUAUCAAGAGAGCUGAAAUUUCAUCGUGCUCAUCAUACCAUCAUGCUGGUGGUACAAAGCGUAGCCAAGAGGACAAGGACUACGCAUUCCUUCAUGAGCUAGAAUUUUUGUCACGGCUUAAUCAUAGGAACUUAGUCAGACUGUUAGGUUACAGUGAAGAUUGUAAUGAGAGGGUUCUAGUCUAUGAGUACUUGGACAACGGCACCCUCUUUGACCAUAUCCACAAACUCGAAAACUCCCCUCUAAUGUCAUGGGCUGCAAGAAUUAAGGUAGCCCUUGAUGCAGCUAGAGGAAUUCAGUACCUCCACGAGUAUGCAGUGCCACCAAUCAUACACAGGGACAUCAAGUCCUCCAACAUAUUGCUGGACGCCACGUGGACUGCCAAGGUGUCUGAUUUCGGGCUCUCGCUAAUGGGGCCCCCGGAUGAUGUGUCAUACCUCUCAAUGAGCGCAGCUGGCACGGUUGGCUACAUGGACCCCGAGUACUACAGACUGCAACAAUUAACCACUAAGAGUGAUGUUUACAGCUUUGGAGUGGUGUUACUAGAACUGUUAUCAGGGUGCAAGGCAAUACACAAGAAUAAGAAUGAUGUACCGAGAAAUGUGGUUGAUUUUGUAGUUCCCUACAUAGUUCAAGAUGAGAUACACAGAGUUUUGGAUCAGAGAAUGCCUCCUCCAACACCAUUUGAGAUAGAAGCAGUGGCAUAUGUGGGAUACCUUGCUGCAGAUUGUGUAAGACUAGAAGGUCGGGAUAGACCAACCAUGACAGAAAUUGUAAAUAGUUUAGAAAGAGCCUUAGCUGCUUGUUUGGCAACACCAAGGCUGUCAAGGUCCUCUACUGGCUCUUCUGUGUAGCUCCCUUGCCUUAACUAUACACGUCAAUACAUUGCACAAUUUUCCACAGCAAUCUCUUUUUCCUUUCUUCUUUUUGCUUUUUCUGUUUUUUGAAGUUGUACAAAUUCGAACCCUACUUUCAUAUGGAUUUCUUGACCAACUUGUU